Molecule: messenger RNA, 3783 nt
Organism: Austrofundulus limnaeus
Lineage: Eukaryota; Metazoa; Chordata; Actinopteri; Cyprinodontiformes; Rivulidae
Gene: glis3
Product: GLIS family zinc finger 3
Exons: 10
Coding region: 511-2772 (753 amino acids)
Biological process (GO): regulation of transcription by RNA polymerase II
Cellular component (GO): nucleus
Molecular function (GO): DNA-binding transcription factor activity, RNA polymerase II-specific; RNA polymerase II cis-regulatory region sequence-specific DNA binding
Source: RefSeq, a predicted model, not a curated record
AAAAAAAAAAAAAAGUGAUUAAAAAAACAUUGACGGCUCAUCAUGCGCUACUAUGAAACGGGCUCUGACACGCACGCGCAGUAUCGAAGUGGGCAUCAGCGCGUGACUGGUGACUUAAAAAAAAAUCUUAAUAAUUCACUUAUAAGCUGCACUUCGUUUGAAAAUGACGUCGUCCACACUCGGCCGUGCCAAGGGCAAAAGUGUAACCGGGAGGAAGAGAAAAGAAUCAAAGAAGAAGAAGAAAAAGCAGCAGCAGAGGAGCCACGGAGACAUUCCUCUCAGAGUUUUCACUUUUCCUUCACUUGGAGAGAAACGCUGCAGUUUGUUCUAACAGCGUGAGGAGGAAAGGAGCCUUUUCAUCCUGACUUUUUAAUUUGAGGAAAAUGUUUGUAACAACAGGUGUGAAACUUAGCUUCCUACUAUCCGAACAAAACAAACUUCCCAAAAGCGCAGCGAUUUGAAUCUGCUUCCUCGUAAGCGCAGAUUCUCUGGAGAGAGUUUGCUUCGACCAUGAGUGGGAAAGGCUGUCACAUCCUUGUGUCUCCCUGCAGCGGGUCCCCAUCACUCAGCAUGAUCCGAGGCCACCAGCCUCCAUCCAUCAGGAUGCCCGUGCCUUCCCCUCAACAGAACGAGAGAGCUGACCCAGUGAAACGAGGAAGUGUUCAGUCUCUAACCUCUGGGAAACCGAGCGGAGGCCACGUCGUUCUGCCUACCUUGAGCCUCCGCAGACAAGUGUUGACCAAUGGAAAACAUCUGACUGGGCCGAACGCGUCCCAACAGCAACAACCUGCUCAUCUUUCGCAAAACACAACAGCGACAACUAACAAACCGACAAGACUCAGCCCAUCUAAUCGCAGUUUCAAAGAUUUUGCAGUCCCUGAGUCCCCUUUCGAUGUAUGUGGUCAGGUGCCAGGCGUUAACCUAACAGUGACCAGUAGUUCCAUAGGUGCUCCCUCAGGCCAACCUUAUCCUUCACUGCCUCAACCCCCGUCAUGUCCCAGCAUGCCAAAUCCUCACACGGAUACAAGGUCCUUGCUGUCCAGAGAAUCUCUGGCAUCCACUACCCUCAGCCUGUUUGAAACGCAGUCAGUGUUUAGUGGCAAACACGACUGGCCAUAUGGUUACCGUGUGCUUCCUCCUGUGGGAUUACCUCUCACUUGUAGCGAGGGUGGCGAACAGGUCUGCCUGUCCCCUGGAACAGCCAUGUCGGGCACAACCAUAUCAGGCGGCACGAGCACCUCUGCCUCCCUGCCUUCUUACCUCUUUGCCGUUGAGGCCGGAAGCCCCCGGCAGUCUCGUGCAAAGAAGAGAGCUCUCUCCAUGUCACCUUUGUCAGAUGUCAUGGGUAUCGAUUUUAACGCUAUUAUACGCACCUCGCCGACCUCGCUUGUGGCUUACAUCAACGGUUCCCGCAGCUCUCCGUCCUCUCACUUCACACUCUCACCUGUUCAUUCUGAAGGAUACGGUCAUUUCCUGGGGGUGAGAGGUCGAUGCAUACCCCAGAGCCAUCACUACAACAUGAUGAGCUCUUCGCAAGCUCUGGCCCCACAGUCAGAGUGUGGCCGCAUGCAGAUGCUUGAGGAGGAAGGGGAUUUGGAGGGCCAGAUGGCUAACAUGAUGGUGGCACAGCAGUGCCUUCCAGAUGAGGGUGGGAUUCUGGAGACGACAUCAGACAACUGUAGCCAAACCUUCAGCAAUGUCCUGCCACCUCUACAGUUAGAGCCGGCUCUCACAACUGUCCAAGAAGUUGCUGUUCCACAAAGACCUCCACCACCUUACUACUCGCACCAACACAUAAAGCUCUCCAGGCAUCACAGGAAAGUGAAGGCACCUUGUCAGGACCCUUUCAUGCAGGUUCCUAUGCAUCCUCACAGACACGGAGUUGGAUUUUUACCCCAAAUUCCAAUGUUGGAGGAGGAAGAAGGUGAGAUGGAGGACUAUGGCACCCAUUGCUGCAGGUGGAUGGACUGCAGUGUAGUUUAUGACCUAAAGGAGGAGCUGGUAAGGCACAUAGAGAAGAUACAUGUAGACCAGCAGAAGGCUGAGGACUUCACGUGCUUCUGGGUAGGAUGUCCACGCAACUUAAAGCCGUUUAACGCCCGAUACAAACUUCUUAUCCACAUGAGGGUCCAUUCAGGAGAGAAACCCAACAAAUGCUCGUUUGAAGGCUGCAACAAGGCUUUCUCCCGGCUCGAGAAUCUGAAGAUACACCUGCGCAGCCACACGGGUGAGAAGCCCUAUCUGUGUCAGCACCUCGGGUGCCGCAAGGCCUUCAGCAACUCAAGCGACAGAGCUAAACACCAGCGCACGCACCUGGACACGAAACCAUAUGCGUGCCAAGUGCCGGGAUGCGCAAAACGUUACACUGAUCCCAGUUCAUUAAGGAAACACAUGAAGUCCCAUUCUACUAAAGAGCGGCAGUUACGAAAGAAGAUGAAAGCCUCUGCUGAUGCAACUCAAGAUACACUGACAGACUGUUUAACCAUCCACCCUCUGCAUCCAAACCUUUCCCCUCUGGCAAGGCUAGACGACAGUGUGAAUCCAGCUCUUGCUGUAACACAACGACAAGAGUCUUACAGCGGCUCCCACCUGGCUUUGUUGGACUCCUUACAGGAUAACUACAGGUUUGUUGUUCCUUCUCCUCAUCAGCCCAUCCCUGGAGACCCAUGUGGGCCUUGCCCCUCCACCUGCCACCCGCAUCCUCCUCCCAAUGGACCUUCCCCGCAAAACAACUGUAAUCUGAAGCAGCUCGACCACCAUCGUGGCGUGUAGACCAGAGCCCAGGAUUUGUCCACGUUCAAACUGAGGACACAUCUGCUACUCCAGAGUUGCAUGGAGGAAACUUUUUUAGAUAGACAAGAAAUGGAGGAAACUUUUUAAGCGUCUUUAACAUCAACACGAGAAAAGUCUCCCACAUUUACGCAGAGACGUGUGUUUCUUACCUUUGCACUACUUUAAGCCCCUUUGUUUUUGAAUGAACUCUUUCACACUGAAAGCACAAACAUUGUUGACAUUUAAAAAAACAAAAGUGAAGAUUUUGAGGUUUUAACUCCUCACAUUUCUGUACCUGACUUAGUAACUCAGUUUCAGCCAUCCUCAAUCAGCAUAUUGAAUGUCCCUAGAGGAUUUGAAUGUUUACCUGCUCGGGUUUUACACAACUUGCGUAGAACAUGUGGUUCUUCCGGUAGUUUCAGGUGGCAUUUUCCACAAUGUCAACACUGCAAUCAAAUCAAAGUAUGCGAAGAAUAUUUUAUUAGGUUUUUUUUUUUUUGAUCCAUGUCUUGGUCACUAUAGUAACAAGACAGCCUUAUUAUUUCACUGUAAUGUUCGUACAUAUUACCUGUUGCCUAAAUAUAGUAACUUGCUAUAAGGGCUCCUGUGUUUAGAUAAGGAGGCAAAUUAGUGUUUGUGAUGAUGACAGUAGAUUUGAAUGCUUUAUUAUUGUACAUUAUUUGCACAUCACAACAUAGAUGUCCUCUGAAAACAUGAAAACACUUUUUUGUUACGCACCGUAAUUGCAUUUCAUUUUCAUAUGGAAAAGAUUGAAACCUGGAAGCUUAAAACCUGCUCAACAUAGAGAUAGAUAACUGAAAUAUUAGUUUACCAGUUUUUAAUCUAGAUGAAAAGAAAUGAAACACAUAAGCAAGUCAAUUUUUUUUAACUAAACAUUUUGCAACAAUCAGCUGAAAUCGAAUGUGUAAAAUUUGGUAGCAUGUGUAGAAAAUAUACACAUUUGUAUAUUUGGUCUGAUUUAGAACAGAAGUAAAGGAUUUGAACUUUUGA